Molecule: messenger RNA, 2812 nt
Organism: Bemisia tabaci
Lineage: Eukaryota; Metazoa; Arthropoda; Insecta; Hemiptera; Aleyrodidae
Source: RefSeq, a predicted model, not a curated record
AACAGUCCGCGCUAUAAAGAGUUAGUGAGUUACCCGACGGAUUUUCACUUGUGUUGUUCCUGUCAAGAUCCUAAGGAAGAUGGGGAAACUGGAGUUGCUGAUAAUUGGCGCGGCGUUGAUGACGACGGCGAGUGGUCUGUCCCUGCCGACGCUCAAGUUCUUCGGCGGAAACGGCGAGCCGCAGCCGGAGGCGGCCAAGCUGGAGUCGAGCAUGGAUGACGUGGACGCCGACGCCGGGAAAGCGGAGGCGGCGCCCGAGAAAAACGCCCUCGAGCACGACAACGUCUUCUCCACCCUCCACCUCCCCGGACUCCCCGGCAUCCCCCUCCCGCCCAUGCCCCCCGUCCCGGCCUUCCUCCAGCGCCCCCAGGUCAAGGCCACCAAAACCGUCAUCGUCGAGAUGACCCACUACGAGAAAACUCACCCUGUUUGCUGGACAGUUGACCCUCAGAAACCACCCUGUGAUAGCCACGCAGAUGCUAGCAGCGACGAUGUUGUCAUCAAGCCAACCGCCACCGUAACCCACAUCAAGCCUACGGUUGGUCUGAAGAACCCGUUGCCAGUAGUGACCAAGAAGCCCGUCGUGAAACCGGUUGCCAGCGAGGAGGUCGUUGAGGAGGAGGAGGACGAAUCUGCGAAGGACGCCAUCCCCGCCGAGUCCCGCGAGGGACGCUACAUCCAGUUCGGAACCCCGGUCGUCACCGCCGGCGAUGAGGUCAAGAUCGACGAAGCUCCUCAGGACAACGUGGCCGCUGCUGAAGACGAAAAGGACGCCCGGAUCAUCUCCAAGCUCAUCGGCCGCCACAACACCGUCUGGGAAACCAAGACAAUCUACGCCACCAAGACCGAAAAGGUUCAAGACCACGCCACAGCUACUCUCAUCAUCGACAACUGCGUGCCGGUCGACUCCUCGAUCCCCAAGUGCAAGGCCAAGCAACCGUUGGUAGACACCUACGGCCAGAACUACGAGGACCACUUCGACGAGAUCGAAGACGCCGACGGCGAGAAGGAAAAGGGGCGCCUCACCUUCCUCCAGAAGCUCAUCGCCCAGCAGGCCGCCCUCGCCGAGGGAGGCGCUCACUACGCCGCCCAACUGGCCGCCCAGCACGCCGCCUACCACGCCGCCCUCGCCCACAAGUUCCACUCGACCGCCGCCCAGAUCGCUCAGAACAACGCCAACAACGCCCUCGCCGCAGAGAACGCCGCUCUCGAGUCUGCCGCCCACCACCAGGAGGCCGAACACGCCGCCCACGAGAACUUGGUCAAGAUCCUGAGCAAGUACACCAAGAAAGGACAGCAGGAGGCACAGAAGGAACAGGCAAUCAAGGAACAGGCCAUCAAGGAACAGGCCAUCAAGGAACAGACUACCACCAAGGCACCCGCCAAGAAACCGGAGGCACCAGCCAAGAAACCGGUAACACCCGCUCCGGUGCCGGUGGUCCAGCCCGAACAAGAAGAUCGCUGGCGCAUCGUCGCUGAUUCCGAGGAAUAAACUCAAUCAGCUCCGAAUCCUUGGAUAUUUACCAGUGGCUCGUUUCACCAUAACCAAACCUCCAGUUUUCAUAGAAUUCUUCUCAUGCCGUCUGCUCAUCAUUGUACGAUGCGCAGGUGUAGGUACCUACUUUGACAAUGGGGAAAACCACCGCGCUGGAACUUCGGCUUGAUGCGCGACCCCAUACCCACAACCGAUCCUUUGUACAGAUCUAAAAGUGCUUGUUGGAACUGACUCGGUCGUUCAGUUCUUCUUACGUUCUGAGAAGCGCACUGGCGGCAAUGCGUCGAUUCCCAUGCGGAGGAACGUAGCUCGAUUCUGCCGCGUUUAGGAAAAACCCCGUAUGAGCAUUCGAGAGUUGCCAAAUUUCCUCAGAUAAAAUUUGUGUUUUUGAGGAGUGUUGUUAAUAUUUUCUCUGGAGUUUUUCAGAUAAUUUAGAUCUAGCUAUGAAUAAAUUCGCUGAAAAUUUCAGAGAAAGAUAUUCACCAAUUUUUCUACGAAUUCAUAUUUUAUUGACGGAAAUUUGGCAAAGUCUGAAGGCUCAUACGGCGUUCUUCCUUAGCACGGCAGCAUGGUUCUAUUCUAACGCAGUAUGAGCCUUGAGACGUUUCCAAAUUUACCUGAAUAGAACAAUGCUUUUUCAGAAAUCAAUAGUUUUGCUUGAAAUUUUCAAAUAUUACAAAAAAUUGCGAAUUCCUUUAAAAAAAUUGAGAUAAAAAAUAUUCAAAAAUUUUCUUGACACUUCGUAUUUUAUCGAAGGAAAUUUGAAAACGUCUCGUGGCUUAUGCAAUGUUCUUCCUUCAGUGUUCCAAGGUAUGAAAGGUGACUCAAACAAUACAGUAUUUUCACAAAAGGAAGACUGUGCAAUUUCAGUUCAAAAUUUUACUGACUUUCACGCAUAAUGGAAGAAAAAUUAUUAAAAAUUUCAGUCAAAAAUGCCCAACAGUCCUUGCAAAAGUGCGAUUCCCUAGUGGAAAUUUUGCAACACUUAAUUGUAAUUACAUUCAUUCGUCUGAGAAAUGACAAAUUCUCUAUGAUUCUAUUUCUCGAAAUUCCGAUUGAUCAGUUACGACUAUAAAACUUGUGUAAAAAUUUUAAAAUUUCACUUAUUCCUUGUUUUUUAUUAUGAGCUGAUUGAUCGAAUGCUCAUUGUAUUUCUGUGAUUUAUUCAGACCGUAGGAUUGUGAUACCCACUGGGUGUGUUUUUGACUUUCAAAAUUGAGACAUCCUCCUACCUAAUUUAUUUGAUUAGAUGUUAAGUUUUCAUGUUCUCAAGAAUGUGUAUUAAUUUAUUAAAUUAUUUAUUUAUUUAUUCAUGCA